Mycotypha africana is the source of this 2001-nucleotide messenger RNA. RefSeq names its product P-loop containing nucleoside triphosphate hydrolase protein. The record is from RefSeq and is a predicted model, not a curated record. Bases 282 to 1589 code for a protein of 435 amino acids. Gene Ontology annotation, molecular function: RNA binding; ATP binding. The transcript has a single exon. Gene Ontology annotation, cellular component: intracellular anatomical structure; catalytic step 2 spliceosome. NCBI's taxonomy places the organism in Eukaryota, Fungi, Mucoromycota, Mucoromycetes, Mucorales, Mycotyphaceae.
UUUGGUUUUUUUUUUUCAUUUGGAUAGAAAAUGAGGAGGCUACAGAGGAAGAAAAAGAAGCACAAGCUGAACUUGAACGAUUAAGAGAUAUUCAAGAACGUGAUGAGCUUGCUGAACGUUUAAAAGAAAAAGAUAAGAAUCGUACAAAACGAAUUGUCGAAGAUCGAUCUGGCAAAGAAGGCAGUGAGGCAGCGAAACGACGUAACCUAGCCGACGAUAAACAGGCACGUCAAGCCGCUCUUCCUGAACUAAGGAAACGAUCCAACCAAAAAUACCUCAAGAUGCGUGAAGAGCAAAAGAUUGCUCUUUUAGAGCAAGAAAUUGCCGACGACCGAAGAUUCUUUGCCGGCCAAAAGUUGACGAGACGAGAAAGAAAAGAAUUAGAAUAUAAAGAGGAAUUGCUGAGACUCGCUAAAGCAAGACGACAGAUCGAUACCCAAGAGGAAGGGUAUGUUAUGCCCGAAGACUAUAUUACGGAAAAGGGCAAGAUUGACAGAAAGAAGAAGGAGAGUGCAUUGUAUAAACGAUACGAAGAGGAUGAAAAAUUUGAAUCGGAACAGGACGUAUGGGAACGAUCGCAAAUCCAGAAAGCAACAGCAGCAGGAAAAGGCGGAUCAAAACAACCAGAGGACGACUAUGAUUAUGUGUUUGACGAGGAUCAAAAGAUCGAUUUCGUUUUAUCAGCCAAAUUAAAUGAACCCGAUGCACGCGAUCAAGAAUUGUUAGAGCAAAUGGAUGCAGCUGAAAGAAAGGCAAAGUCGAUUGACGAAAUUCGGAAAUCAUUACCCAUCUAUGAGUACCGAGACAAGUUGCUGGAUGCUAUCGAUCAAUAUCAAGUAUUGAUCAUCGUCGGCGAGACGGGUUCAGGAAAGACGACUCAGCUGCCUCAGUAUCUGUAUGAACAUGGGUUUACAAAGGGCGGUAAAAAGAUUGGCUGUACGCAACCGCGUCGUGUGGCUGCUAUGAGUGUGGCGGCGCGUGUUGCUGAAGAAAUGGGUGUGCUGCUGGGCCAAGAAGUGGGUUAUAGUAUUCGUUUUGAAGACUGUACAUCUGAAAAGACAUGCGUGAAAUACAUGACAGAUGGUAUGCUGCUGCGUGAAUUUAUGACAGAACCCGAUCUUGCCUCUUACAGCUGCAUGAUCAUUGACGAAGCGCACGAAAGAACACUUUCCACCGAUAUUCUGUUUGGUUUAAUCAAGGACAUUGCACGAUUCCGGCCUGAUUUGAAGUUAUUGAUCUCUAGUGCCACCAUGAACGCUCAAAAGUUCUCAGAGUAUUUUGAUGAUGCGCCUAUCUUCAACAUUCCUGGUCGACCCUAUCCAGUAGAGAUUUACUAUACCAAAGCACCCGAGGCAAAUUAUUUGCGUGCAGCCAUCACUCAAGUACUCACUAUUCAUGUUACCCAAGGUCCUGGCGAUAUUUUAGUAUUUUUGACGGUGAGUGACUUGAUUCUCUUCUCUUGCAGAGCGUCGUACAUAGGGAGUACUAACAACGCACACAAUACACCUACUUGUUGCGAUAUGGAAUGUAGGGUCAAGAUGAAAUUGAAGCAGCGCAGGAAGGUCUGCAGCAAGCUUGUAAAGCCUUAGGAAGUAAAAUAGCGGAACUCAUGGUAUGUCCUAUUUAUGCGAAUUUACCAUCCGAACAGCAAUCUCGCAUCUUUGAGCCAACACCGGAAGGAGCACGUAAGGUUAUUUUGGCUACCAACAUUGCCGAAACCUCCAUCACGGUGGAAGGCGUCAAGUUUGUCAUUGAUCCUGGGUUCAACAAACAAAAGACAUUCAACCCACGUACGGGUAUGGAAGCGCUUACUGUUGUGCCCUGUUCUAGAGCUUCUGCUACACAGCGUGCGGGUCGCGCAGGACGAACAGGGCCAGGUAAAUGCUUCCGUUUGUUUACUCAGUGGGCGUUUUAUAACGAAAUGGAAGAAAAUACUACACCAGAAAUCCAACGAGUCAAUUUAUCGAAUGUUGUUCUUCUAUUAAAGGUGAGAUAAAAACA